AUGGCUGCGUCACCUUCACCACUAAUCCUCACCGAAGAUGAGAGGUAUGACCUUAUCACAUCCAAUAUUCAGGAGGUCCUCCGCCCUGACAUUAUUCGGGGGAUCCUGCCUGUACGCCCCCUCGAAAUUUUCUGGGGUACAGCGACUACAGGUCGCCCACACGCAGCCUAUUUCGUUCCUGCCAUCAAAAUUGCCCAAUUUCUCCGUGCUGGCUGCAAAGUCAAGGUUCUUCUCGCCGAUUUGCACGGCUUUCUAGACGCCGACAAAGCCCCUGAAGCUACACUAGAGUACCGAGCCCGGUACUAUGAGCGUGUCAUUGGAGCCUUACUCCAAGCUGUGGGUGUCGGACUCCACAACGUACAGUUCGUGCGCGGUAGCUCUUACCAGCUGACUCCAGCAUUCUCCCGUGACCUGCUCCGGCUCAGCAAGCGCGUAUCGGUGCAUGAUGCCGUAAAGGCAAGCAGCGAGAUUGUCAAAUCUAUGGGCGAACCCGUUAUGGCGGAUGGACUCUACCCAAUGAUGCAGCUGUUGGAUGAAGAGUAUUUGAGCGUCGACGCAGAAUUUGGCGGCGUUGACCAACGCAAGACAUUCGCGCUAGCCAAUGACACAAUGACCAAAGCGCUAGGGUUCAAGACGCGCGCUCAUCUGAUGAAUCCAAUGGUUCCCGGUUUGAGUGGCGGAAAGAUGAGUAGCUCAGACCCGAAAUCGAAGGUCGAUCUAUUGGAUGACCCGGCAACCAUACACAAGAAGAUUGCGAAAGCCUACUGUGCACCCGGCAAGAUAGAGGGAAAUGGUAUCUUAGCAUUCAUCCAGCAUGUCUUACUACCGUACUCGCAAUUGCAAUCUCCAGAUGGUAAGACGGCAGCCAUUAGUGUGGUUUUGAGAGAUCAGACUGAGCCGACCACUUUCAGUUCGUUUGCUGAAGUAACAGAGGCUUAUGCAGCAGAUCACUUGACACCACAGCUGGCGAAGCAGAUUGUUGAGGAGAGUCUGAUUAAGCUUACCACCUCGAUUCGCCAUCAGUUCGACACCGAUAAAGAGUGGCAACGUAUUGCCGAUGCUGCAUAUAGCAAUCUUACGGUAUCACCUAGAGGGCAAGACACACAGAAGAAACAGAACAAAAAGGAGAAAAAGGAGAAAAAGGCAAAUCGGACUAAUCCAACAAUCCAAGAUGGUGCGGUCGACGAUCAGUAG
Messenger RNA from Letharia lupina, 1194 nucleotides. RefSeq lists its product as uncharacterized. NCBI's taxonomy places the organism in Eukaryota, Fungi, Ascomycota, Lecanoromycetes, Lecanorales, Parmeliaceae. Bases 1 to 1194 code for a protein of 397 amino acids. Gene Ontology annotation, molecular function: tyrosine-tRNA ligase activity; ATP binding. Gene Ontology annotation, biological process: tyrosyl-tRNA aminoacylation. The record is from RefSeq and is a predicted model, not a curated record. The transcript has a single exon.